Colletotrichum scovillei is the source of this 606-nucleotide messenger RNA. RefSeq lists its product as uncharacterized. The transcript has 2 exons. NCBI's taxonomy places the organism in Eukaryota, Fungi, Ascomycota, Sordariomycetes, Glomerellales, Glomerellaceae. Bases 1 to 606 code for a protein of 201 amino acids. The record is from RefSeq and is a predicted model, not a curated record.
AUGUCUGUGUUAUACCGAAAAGGCGAAGCCUACUGGCUGAGGAACGAGGAUUUAUUAAUCCGACAAUACGAUGAGUUUGAAAAGGAAAUUUCGCAAUUACACUUCCAUCUUCCGCCCCUGAUCCAAUUUACCGAACACGACUACCCAGAAAACGAACUCGCAUUCUAUCUCCAAGGUCGCUUCCAAGGAUGGCGCGAAUCAACCCUCCGCCCGCUCCUCUACUGUGCUCUCCACGGAACCUGGGGCCGUGGCCAACACGACCAGAGCCAGCGGCACCCGACGAACCCGCGCGUAAUCCACCUCGCUCAAAAAGCCGUCGACACCUGCGCCGCCAUGAUCGUCAAAACGGCGCACCACCACCGUCACGGCGGAAGCUGGUUCGUCGCCCGCCGCGCAUUCUCCUGCGCCGUCAUGGUCCUCGCGGUCGUCGCGGCAGGGACCCAUCCUGUGGAGCCGCCCUCUAACUGGGACUCUCUCGUGCGGCUUGCGCUGAGAGUUCUCGGUCGAUGGGGCAGAGAGGCGCGUGAUCUCGAGCGCAUGCGGGAGACGCUCCAGCGGCUCUUCCACAGAGUGCAGCAAAAGGUGGGCUCCGGGGUGGCGGUUUGA